Messenger RNA from Atta colombica, 264 nucleotides. RefSeq lists its product as uncharacterized. The coding region runs from base 1 to 264 and encodes 87 amino acids. The record is from RefSeq and is a predicted model, not a curated record. Lineage: Eukaryota; Metazoa; Arthropoda; Insecta; Hymenoptera; Formicidae. The transcript has a single exon.
AUGAAGAAACGUGGAAACAACGAAAAUAAAGGUAGUAAGAGUUGUCAUAAUGGAAGGAAUAUAGUGGAGAAGUCGGAUUUGGGAGAUCUAAGCGAUGACGAGAAUCAAGGUUUUGGAAAUUGGAUCCGAUCCAGCACUGGUAUCGAAAUGAUGCGGCUCUUCGUGAUCGCGAAUUCGAUUUUGGUCUUUGUGACUAUAGCUUGGCCGAACAUGAAAGAAUCCUUUUACAUUAUCAAAGAUUAUCUCAUGGGAGAAGAGGAUUAA